Molecule: messenger RNA, 2217 nt
Organism: Vicia villosa (hairy vetch)
Lineage: Eukaryota; Viridiplantae; Streptophyta; Magnoliopsida; Fabales; Fabaceae
Exons: 6
Coding region: 1-2217 (738 amino acids)
Biological process (GO): telomere maintenance; DNA repair
Molecular function (GO): DNA helicase activity
Source: RefSeq, a predicted model, not a curated record
AUGUUUACAGCUUGGUUUCAGGCAAACAAUAGUUUUGAAGAGGCAAGGCUUUUAACUUACGGUGACUUUGUUUCUAAAUUUGUUUAUCAUAAACGGAGUAGGAGUUGGAAGCCAAGGAAAAGAGGGUAUACCAUUGGUCGUCUUUGUUGGGUGCCUCAAUGCUCAGGUGAAUUGUUUUAUUUAAGAAUGAUGUUAAUUGUUGUUAAAGGGCCAUUAUGUUAUAAUGACAUCAAGAAAGUUGAUGGUGUUCAACAUAAGACUUUUAGAAAGGCAUGCUUUGCUAUGGGUUUCCUUCAAGAUGAUCGAGAAUUUAUUGAGGAAAUCAAAGAGGCACAUGUUUGGGGUUCAGGUUUAUUCUUACGAAAGCUAUUUGUUACUAUGCUUUUGUCAUCAUCCAUGAAUCGACCAGCACACGUAUGGAGAAAGUCUUGGAAGUAUCUAUCGGAUGGUAUUCUUUACGAACAACGGUUGGUGGCAAGAAAUCAAGUAUUUAUACGUGCACAUGCAUUAUGUCCAUCAAGUUAUCUCAAAACACUGUCAUAUAAUAUUCAUACUGAAUUGACACUUACCGACGAGGAACUUCAACAGCUAACUUUGAUGGCUAUUGAAACACUAUUACAAAAUAACAACAAAACAUUGAAAGACUAUAAGCCAAUGCCAUAUCCGAAAGAUUAUGUUGUUUCCUUAUCGGGUAAUAGGCUUAUUUAUGAUGAGCGUCAAUAUGAUCCUAUUGCUCAACAACAGCUAUUUGCAGGGUUCUACGGUUCUCUAACAGAUGAGCAAAGAAGCAUUUUUGAAGAGAUCUUGGAAGCUGUAGAGAAACAAAGAGGCGGCGUGUUCUUUUUAUAUGGAUACGGUGGGACCGGAAAGACUUUUAUGUGGAACACUUUAUCAGCGGCACUUAGGUCUAAGAAAAAAAUUGUCUUGCCUGUUGCAUCAAGUGGGAUUGCAAGUUUGUUGUUACCAGGUGGAAGAACAGCUCAUUCUCGGUUUAAGAUUCCAGUCCCUACUUUAGAUUCUUCAAUUUGCAACAUUAACAAAAAAGAUGAUAAUGCUGGGCUUCUCAAAGUGACAGAUCUAAUAAUAUGGGAUGAGGCUCCUAUGGCUAACAAGUAUUGUUUUGAGGCACUUGACAAGUCAUUGAAAGAUAUUAUGAGUGGAUCUACACAUGGUCAAGAUAAGAUUUUUGGAGGUAAGGUUGUUGUUUUUGGUGGUGACUUCAGGCAAAUUCUCCCUGUAGUACCAAGAGGUACUAGAUCUGACAUUAUUUAUGCAACAAUCAAUUCUUCAUAUCUUUGGGAUCAUUGUAAAGUCCUAAAGCUCACAAAAAACAUGCGGUUACAAAGUGGUGCAGCUACUUCUACAACAGAAGACAUUAGGGCAUUUUCUGAAUGGAUUUUACAAAUAGGUGAUGGGACAAUGUGCGAGCCCAAUGACGGUUAUGCUGAUAUUUGUAUUCCCGAAGAGUUUUUAAUUGCUAAUUUUGAAGAUCCUAUUAAAGCUAUAGUAGAGGAUACAUUCCCUGAUCUUAUUCAUAAUUAUCUUGACUCCAACUAUAUUCAAAGUCGUGCAAUUUUAGCAUCAACAAUUGAGGUGGUGGAUGGUAUCAACCAAUAUAUCACAACUCUUAUUCCAGGGGAGGAGAAGGAAUAUUUUAGCAGUGAUUCAAUUGACAAAUCUGAUGCAAAUAACUUUGAUGGAUACGAGCAUGUCACACCCGAGUUCCUUAAUGCACUCAAAACAUCUGGAUUGCCAAAUCAUUCUAUUAAGUUGAAAGUUGGUGCGACCAUCAUGCUAAUGCACAACCUAGACCAAUCGGAAGGCUUGUGCAAUGGAACACGACUAACAGUGACUAGGCUUGCUAACCACGUCAUUGAAGCUAAAAUCAUUUCUGGUAAAAAUGUUGGUAACAUCAUUUAUAUUCCAAGAAUGUCUUUGUCGCCUUCCCAAUCACCAUGGCCAUUUAAAUUGGUGAGAAGACAAUUUCCAAUAAUUGUCUCGUUUGCAAUGACAAUAAACAAGUCUCAAGGACAAUCUCUUGACCAUGUUGAGUUAUAUUUACCUAAAGAAGUAUUUAGCCAUGGUCAAUUGUAUGUGGCUAUCUCUAGAGUUAAAUCAAAACAGGGUCUUAGGAUUCUUAUUCAUGACAAAGAUAAAGAAGCAUUGACUAUUACAACCAAUGUGGUGUUCAAGGAAGUAUUCCAAAACAUUAAUUAG